UGCCAUUAUGUGAAAUAUUAACUCUGACGCUAUUUUGAAAGGAAGGUAUUUACUUUCGCUCAAGUUCCAUUCUCACAUCACAGUUUAAUUUAUUUAUUCAAAGUGAAAUACCGCGUCAAGCUCUUCAUCAGAGACCGGCUGCUGUAGGCCCUCAUAACUUAAGAGAAUGACAAGCCUUGUGAGGGUGUACAUCUGCCCCAACCUUCCGUGUGGUCACGUUCGUAUUGACUGAACUACGCUGAAUUGACGUCACGCAUGGCGACCUACACGUUAUAAAGACAACAAUACCUACUAGAGUGCAGGACACUGCCUCCUGUAGGAGACGUUCUGUAAUGUCGAGUGAGUAACACGAAGCUCAACAAGAAAAUUCCGACUGUUGCCGCCCUCAUGACCGAGUCGCCAUAACACCACAUGCAGGAUGGCGGGCGCCGAAGACACGAUUUACCUGUGCAACUUCCGCGUGUCUGUGGACGGCGACUGGCUCUGUCUGAAGGAGCUUGCGGAGGCGUCUGGAGGAGGAGGCCCUCUGAGCCCCCACAGUCCGGGGACGGAUGGACUGGGGGGCCACUUCGCCUUGCCCCCCAACCUCUUCACGCCUUACAUCCCCGUCGCCGUUGAGAGGGACCCGGUGAGCAUCGAGCGCAGCAACCUGGUCAACAUCUGCAAGCUGGUAGUGAAGGAGCUGAUCGAGUCCUCCCUUAAGAGCGGACGACAACUCGACUCCGACUCCGUGCCGCUGCAGCACUUCUUUAUUGUCCUGGAGCACGUGCUGCGACAUGGCCUUAAGCCCAAGAGGGGUCUGCUGGGCCCCAAGAAAGAGCUCUGGGACUUAUUCCAGCUGGUCGAGCGCUGGGCCGUCGAGGCCCAGGACAUCACGGCCAGCGUCAGGGACCUGCCCACCGUCAACACGGCGCUGGGACGGGCGCGCGCGUGGCUGCGGUUGGCGCUCAUGCAGAAGAAGCUCGCGGAUUACUUCCGUCUGCUGCUGGAGCGCCGCGAUCAGCUGCUCGUUGAGUUCUACGAGCCAGGCUCUCUCAUGCUCGCUGAUGAAGCCAUCGUCAUUAUGGGGCUCCUAGUCGGUCUCAACGUCGUCGACUGCAACCUCUGCGUCAAGGAGGAGGACCUGGACAGCCAGAUGGGGGUGAUCGACUUUUCGCUGUACCUGCGCCGUGGCCCCAUCUGCUCCCCAGGCUGUGACGUGCCUAGCGACUCGUGCCUCCCCACCACCUCCUCCUCGGAGCACCAGAACCUCACCACCGUCCUCGACCAGAAGAACUACAUCGAGGAGCUCAACCGCCACCUCAACGCGACGGUGAGCAACCUGCAGGCGCGCCUCGAGAACCUGACGACGACCAACGCGCUCAUCAAGGAGGACCUGAGCAUCGCGCGCACCAGCCUGGCCGCCCUGCAGGAGGAGAACGACUCCCUGCGGCAGGAGCGCGGCCUGCUCACCGUCGCCCAGCAGCACAGCAAGGACAGGGAGGUAGGCUGCUGGGACAGGGAGGGUGCGUGUAAGCUGCAGGAGCUGGCCGCCCAUAACGCGCAGGUGGAGCGGGAGCUGGAGCUGCAGGUGCAGAUGAAGGCAGAGAGCGAGAUGGCGGCCAAGUUGCUCGAGAAAGACAUACACGAGAAGCAAGACACCAUCGUCUCCCUCAGGCGGCAGCUCGAGGACAUCAAGACUAUCAACCUGGAGAUGUACCAGAAACUCCAGGAAUGCGAAGUUGAAAUAUCCGAGAAGGGUCUCAUAGUGGCUCGCCUGCAGGAGAAAACCGUCAAGAUAAGCUCGAUGCUGAUGGCCAUGCGGGCGGCCGAGGGCCUUGACGACUCCAACAAUACAAAACAGGGACCCAAUAAAGCUCUUGAUAAGCGCGCCUCACUCCGGGAGGCCUACAAAGUCUCCGACAUGGAAUUCAACUGGACUCAACAGAAAGACCGGCUGUCCAAAGUGUCCUCCGAUGCCCACGAUCUUCUUGUGGUGGAUGAUGGUUCAGAUAAUAGGACGACUGAUGAUGUAGAUAAGAGGGAGAGAGAUGAUGCUGUUGAUAAGGGUGAAACGGAUUAUGCUGCUGCUAAUGGUGAGACGGAUGAUAGUACUGCUGAUAAGGAGGAGACGAAUGAUGCUGCUGAUAAUAGCGCGGUGGAUGUUGAAGGAUCUAACCGUUCUGACGUUGUUUAUGAAGGAGAUGAUGUCGGUGACGAUGAAGUCAAAGUUGAAGACACUUUUGUGUGUGUCGCAGUUGAUAGUACAGACAUUAUCACAUCCGACGGAGAUGACGCCAGGAGCAGAGACGAGACCGAGGAAGUUCUUGCUCCAGCAGGCAGUACACAUAAUACCUAUUCCGAAGAACUCGUCGAGCGGCUGGACUCGCAGGAGUGCGGUGAAUUGCUUCCCACGCAAAACGUUCCAGCUAUCGACGAGACGAUCCUGGAACAGCCGGUUGAGUUCACUGGUGCUGUAGAAAUGAACGAAAUUUCUGGUAACGAAGAAACUGAAGAAAUUGCACAUACAGAUCAGCGAACGCCGCACGAUGCGCCUGUGGCGGUGCAGUCCGGAGGCGAUGCAGGAGCUAGAACGCUCAAGGAAGAGUCGGCUAAGCCGAGCACAGCGGCAGGUGCUAAGCCAACGGACAGGCGGGACGCCACGAAGAAGGAUGCCGCGCCUACCAAGAAAGUGGCUGAGGGCAGCAGAGCGAGCGCCAGUAAAGCUGUCCCCAGCAGAAGGCUUACUGAAGGGAUUAGGAACAGCAACAUUGCUGCUAGGAAAGUUCCCAUCAGGAGUUCGCUUCUUGAUAAGAAGAAAGAUGCAAAAACAAGCGCAUUUGUGACGUUGUUGAGUUUAAUUUAUUAUUUGAGGCUGCGUUUACAGGACUGCGAGACGUCCUUACGAGACGCGCGUGGCCGCCUCGCGAGCGCCGACUCGCGCGCCGCGGGCUUGACUUCUGAUGUGCACAAACUGCGUACCCAGCUGGAGGAGGUGGUGAUACAGAAGGAGGCGGCAAAGGAGACUGCUACGCAGCUCAGCCAAAAGAUCUCGAGUGGGGAGCUGAAGUGGUGCUCCCUGGAGAGCGACCUGCGCGUGGAGCGCGAGUGGCGCGUGGCGCUGCAGGAGGCGCUCGACGCCGACCGUACGCAGCGGGAGCAGAACAUCGCGCUCGCCAGGGACUACGAGAAGCUUAAGGAGAGUCACGCGGAGCUGCAGCGCUCUCAGGACGCCCUCAGGAGGACCAUCGCCGAGCAGGAGCUCACCAUGGAGGAACUCGGCGUUCAGCUCUCGCACUCUAAACUCAAAGUUGCUGACCUCAAAGACGUGUCGCGGUCGCUGAAGGAGGCGCAGUGGGCGCCUGACAAGGACGUGCGUCAGUGCCGGCAGUGCCUGAAGGAGUUCAAUAUUUCCAGACGUCGCCAUCACUGCAGGAACUGUGGCAACAUUUUCUGCAACCUCUGCAGCCAGAACAGCAUGGCCCUGCCUUCCUCUGCCAAGCCUGUUAGAGUAUGUGACGACUGUCACGUGGCCCUGUUGCAGAGGUGCUCCACCACAGACUGAGAGCUGCUCUAUAUAUUCUCCAUAUUAUAAUCAUCAGCGAAUCUUUUGAUCGUCCCUCAUACCUAAAGUCGAGGUCCCGGGUAAUUCGCAUUCCGGUUUGACUGGAAACCGGGCACCCCUCUGCUUUGCUCACCAAGAACAAGUGUUGUUAACAGCUUUGAUUCUUUCAAUUUGAUUUCAUAAACAGAAUACGGCAGUUUAUCUUUAACUAAGGUUUGUCGUGAUUUAUCUACAUUUCAUCCACUUCUUGUAUGGCUGUAUGAAACAAUCCAUAAUACAUAGUAAUCUCAUGCAGUCCCGUUAGCCCGGUUAAUUAGAACACGUGAAGUUUUUCGUGUCAGUCCCUUUUGCCCACUACUAGCCGUUUGCUGCCACAUAAUUUCUUGUUAAUGGGUCAUUGAAAUGAGAUAUUUGUUGUUGGUUGGUCAACGAGUGGGCUUUUCAAAUUCAAUUUUCCGAUAACAUUUGUUGAAAUAUAGUAACUAUUUUUGGGACGGAGAAGUGAUAGUGUGACUGAAGCUAUUCUAUCAGCUAUUUGCUGAUCAUAUUCUCUUGCAUAAGUCUGUUUUUCAUAUUAUUUAAAAACCUGAUACGCUUCCAAUAACAAACCGUCUUUGUCGGUGAUAACAAUUAAUAUUUCCUUGCGCUUCCCGUUUGCACGUAACUUCCCGGUGUUUUCAUUCCUCGCUUGUUAUCCUGCCGUUGGCUCGUAAUCUCCUUUUGUGUUUGUUAUCCUUGUGGCAGUUCUAUUGUUGGUAUUAAGCUUUAGCUUAGUCUGGAUUAAGCUUUAGCUUAGUCUUUGUAUUAAGCUGCAGCUUAGUCUGGUAUUAAGUUUUAGCUUAGUUACUCAUUAUUUCUAAGUUUAUUGACGUAUUGCAUAGAAUCUCAAAGUCCUAAUUUUACAAUCGAGAGCAGGAGAGUCUUUCUGCAGCUGUAAUGGUCUCUUAUUUCGCGCCCAAUCAGCUGAGAAUUGACGAGUCAUGACACCCUUGACUGAACCUGCUGCUCAUUUCCUGAUAGUUAUAAUGCUGUAUUAUCGAUUUAAUUUAUUUAUUAGGAUUUUUUUGUACCAAGCAGGACUUGUAUGAUAGAAGACACGUUUAGCUUUAGUAAUCAUGUUGACGCUAUCGUCAAGCAACGCUCCUGUUAUCAAGCUUUCAACUCGAAUUUAGUUUCAAAUUUGAACUUGCCGGAUCUGCGGAGAGCAGUGAUUCUACAAACUAGUUCUUAGCGCUCAUUUUUAUUAGGCUCCUUUAUUCUAAAAAUGAAUUUAGGUGUUAAGACUGUUUUUAUGAAGUGCAAUUCACUCACAAUGUAGAUGAUGGUGUAGUGGUGCUAAUUCGUCUUAAGACUCAUAGUUUAAGGAGUGCAUGUUGUACGGUAAGUAACGACUAAACAAGUUACCAUUUCGAAAUGUGAUCGGUGGUUUGGUACGCUGUUUUAAUAUUUAUUUAUAAGGCACGUUAGGAUAGUCACUGCCUCCAUAAGUGGGCAGUGUAAGAUGUGCAAGUGUACGCGCGUUUAAUAUUGCCUGACCCAUUGAAUCUCAUUGAGUAUUGUUGCGCUGAAGUUAACUAAUUUCUAGUUUGUUUCAAGGUGUUGAUUACGUUGCUUGCUGAUUAUGUCCUGGUAGCCUCGUCUCGAUAUCUUUGAAAUCAAUUGGAAAACCUCUCCUUCAAUGUCCUCACUAGUGCCCCUUGUAUUACUGGGAACCUGCUUUUAAUUCCAUAUGUAUUCACGUUCGAGGUGAAGCGAAUAUUGAAUUUUCAAUAUGUACGAUAUUUUCAAUUAGCUUGGGAGAAUAAUUUUAAGAAAUUGACUAACCGGUUCCUGAAGAUUCGUUGCACAACUAGCCGUUUGCUGAGUCGAGCCCAUUAAAGCCAACGAACAAAAUAAUGUUUUACAUUUUUAUAUGUAGCAGAAAGUGAACAGUGGAACGUACACUUUACGCUCCAUCUUCCAGAGCUAGCCAGCAUGUGCUUAUCGUGUGGUGUGUGUGAUGAGAAGGGUGCGUGCUUGCUCUGCUAGAAAUGCAAUAGGACUAAAUGAUAUUAGUAUACAGUUGAAUUUUUAACAAAAAGAAAAUAAUUAUUUGGGAUCGAAAUUCCAUAUUUUUGUACGCAGCCGAACUCCGGUGACAGAUCAGAAAUAUAUUUCAAUGAUAA
Hyalella azteca is the source of this 5709-nucleotide messenger RNA. Its product is annotated as RUN and FYVE domain-containing protein 2. The coding region runs from base 419 to 3544 and encodes 1041 amino acids. Gene Ontology annotation, cellular component: cytoplasm. NCBI's taxonomy places the organism in Eukaryota, Metazoa, Arthropoda, Malacostraca, Amphipoda, Hyalellidae. The record is from RefSeq and is a predicted model, not a curated record. Gene Ontology annotation, molecular function: metal ion binding. The transcript has 14 exons.